AUGUUUGUGGGACUUCUCACAAGACGCAAUCUACGACCCUUGCAGUCACUCGCCCGGAAACAAAGCCAGUUGGACACGUUUCGGAGCCGCAUGUCUUAUUCGACUUUCUCUGGAGUGCCUGAGGCACCAAAGGACCCCAUCUUAGGUCUGAAUGAGCUUUUCCGUGAGGACCCUUCACCCCUUAAAGUAAAUCUGGGCGUCGGUGCGUACCGCACGGAAGAGAACAGGCCAUACGUGCUCGGUGUUGUGAAACGAGUCGAACAAGAACUAGCAAAUAAUCCGAAUACCCUGCACGAGUAUUUGCCGAUCGAAGGCUUACCUGAAUUUCGCUCCCUGUCAGCUCGCCUCGUAUUUGGGGAGCGCUCACCGGCGCUCAAAGAGCAGCGAGUUGUCUCGCUACAAAGCCUGUCGGGAACAGGCUCGCUUCGCCUGGUCGCAGAGUUCCUCAGCAAGUUUUACCAGCGCGGCGCAGUCUGUUAUCUGCCGCGCCCGACCUGGGGGAACCACUGGAACAUAUUCCCAGCGGCGGGCAUAAAGUGCCGCGAGUACCGGUAUUACUCAGACGAGACCCAUGAGGUCGACAUCAUCGGUCUCCUGGACGACCUAACUGCUGCACCGUCGGGCUCAAUCGUGCUCCUUCACGCGUGUGCACAUAAUCCGACGGGAGCAGACCCUUCCAUGACACAGUGGCAAGAGAUCUUGGACGUCAUCCGAAAGAAACAACAUUUUCCGUUAUUUGACUGCGCUUACCAAGGCUUCGCCUCGGGCUCUUUUGAGCGCGAUGCGGCAGCUGUUCGCUUGUUUGAACGCGCUACAGUACCGGCUUCCGAAGCGGAUGGUGCCAGAGAGCGACCCAUGGAGAUGGCGGUGACGCAGUCGUUUGCGAAAAAUAUGGGACUUUACGGAGAGCGCGUCGGCGCAGCUCAUAUUGUCUGUGCUGCUCCGGCAGUAACGCAAGCCGUGCUCAGCCAAAUGAAGCAGAUAGCGCGCGGGCUCUAUUCGAGUCCACCGGCACAUGGUGCGACGAUAGCAGCGAGAAUUCUGAAAGAUCGUGCGCUUUUUGCGGAAUGGGAAACCGAAGUGCAUGUGAUGAGUAGUCGUAUUCUACGCAUGCGUCGUGAGCUCUUUGAGGCGCUGCAUGAAAACAAAACGCCCGGAAAUUGGGAGCAUAUUCUCUCCCAAAUCGGCAUGUUCAGUUUCCUGGGGCUGAGUGCGGAACAAUGCCUUUAUCUCCGGGAAAAGUACCAUAUAUAUAUGACGACGAAUGGGAGAAUAUCAAUGGCCGGUCUCACUUCAGACAAGGUACAGUACCUAGCGGAUGCUAUCAGGGAUGCAGUCGUGCGUGAGGCCGAAAAGUUUGAGCAUCAAUCCGGCAUUCAAGCUGCGCUAAACAGCGGUAAGAUAUAA
Molecule: messenger RNA, 1407 nt
Organism: Cyanidioschyzon merolae strain 10D
Lineage: Eukaryota; Rhodophyta; Bangiophyceae; Cyanidiales; Cyanidiaceae
Product: aspartate aminotransferase
Exons: 1
Coding region: 1-1407 (468 amino acids)
Biological process (GO): biosynthetic process; amino acid metabolic process
Molecular function (GO): transaminase activity; pyridoxal phosphate binding
Source: RefSeq, a predicted model, not a curated record